Molecule: messenger RNA, 2618 nt
Organism: Octopus bimaculoides (California two-spot octopus)
Lineage: Eukaryota; Metazoa; Mollusca; Cephalopoda; Octopoda; Octopodidae
Biological process (GO): regulation of transcription by RNA polymerase II
Cellular component (GO): nucleus
Molecular function (GO): RNA polymerase II cis-regulatory region sequence-specific DNA binding; DNA-binding transcription factor activity, RNA polymerase II-specific
Source: RefSeq, a predicted model, not a curated record
UUUAACUUGUCCUCUUUACUCUGCACUUUUCUCUUCCAUGUUUUCUAAUGUCUCAUACGUUAUUAUUCUGCUUUUUUUCUCACUCGAAGUCAUUUUCAAUCUUUCUCCAGAUGUUUAAAGUCUAAUGGACGCGACUAGUAGUGUUUACUUCCCGCACCACACUCGCCGCCUUCCUCGCAAUAAUCAUCGAUUCCAGCGGGCAGCACUUUCACCAUCACCGCUGCUUCUCACACCUCCAUUGUCAGACCAACUCCAAGAACCCCACUGUCUAGCACAGCAGAAAAAACUUAUGUUUCCACGAGACACAGGUAACUGUUCCUAUAUCGACCCUGUGGUGACUUUACCUGUGGUCACUUAUGAUCACGGAGUAUGUCCAACGUUACAUGAACCUCCACCUGCAUGUAUUUAUGCCCGCAAUUCUCCCCAAGGAACAUCUGCUGGCUAUGGCGGUCAAAAUAUGGCUGUAGUCGAAGAAGGUUUGCAACAACAGCAGCAAUUACAUCUGUGCCAUCACGAUGAUCUGACAUCUUCCAAUGUAUCUUCUUCGUCGGCUGUAGUGACGUCACAAUCUUCAAAUGCAAGUCCAUCAAAUUCUACAAACGCAGUAGUACCUGCUGCUACUGGGUCUCCAACACCGAACACGAGGACUGAAGGUGCAGCAGCGGCGGCGACAGCAACAGUUGCCCCGGCGGUAAAUACUGUUGCUAAUAUAAUCGGUGUGGGGAGUUCACCUGGUGCUGGUGCAACCGGAAAUGCCGCAGUAAAUAAUGGUGUGUCCGAUGGAACAAGUGCAGUUGCAGCAGUAGUUUGCAGAGGGCAGCAACAGCAGCAACAACAACAGCAACAAUCGAACAACAUUGGACAAUUACAUAACCAGCACACGCAACCACUUCAUUCACAUCAGCAGCAGCAGCAACAACAACAACAAUCACAGCAGAAUAGCCCCACAAGAAAUGCAUUGAACUCGAAUCCAGCCCAUAUGCAAGCAUCAGUGGUGGUUGCGCCUACAGCAGUAGGUAACCACCUUGGAACAGAGGCUUUACCGCGCUUGCAUACGCAUCAGGCUCACCAUUCGCAUCACCAAGCACAACAAUCGUUACAACAUCAACAACAACAACAACAACAACAGCAUUCCCAUCACACCCAACAACUCCAUUCACAAACACAUCAACAGCCACCACCUGCUCACUCGCAGCCGUUGCACCAUCCUCAUCAUAAUCACCAUCCUCACCACCAUGCAUCAGCUUCGCCAGGUAAUACACUAAAUUCUUCCUCCAGUAUUGGCACAUCGUCGCCUAAUGUUCGGCAACAACCAGCACUUCAGUUUCCCUGGAUGAAGACCACCAAAUCUCAUGCACAUCAAUGGAAGGCCGGUUGGCCAGGAGCCCAGUUUUCAGUUGAAGAUGAAAAUAAAAGAACGAGAACAGCAUAUACAAGGGGUCAGUUGCUUGAAUUGGAAAAAGAAUUCCACUUCAACAAAUAUAUUUCCAGACCACGUCGGAUCGAACUAGCAGCGAUGUUGAACUUAACUGAAAGACACAUCAAAAUUUGGUUCCAGAAUCGUCGUAUGAAGUGGAAAAAAGACGAAGCAAAACGCCGACCGCGACCGUUGGCAAUGUCACCUAGUAGUAACGUGUCACAGACUAAUAGCGCAAGUAAUGGUUCACCUCCAACGGGUAACAAUUCAAGUACAUUAAAUAGCUGCGGUAGAAACAGCACAUCGAUAUCCAACCGCAGCAGUAAUAACUGUGAUGGCAGUCUCUCGCCUACUUUAGAUAGUCCUCGUAGAAUCAAGGGCAUGACUGGUUGCAGAGACUCCUCAGAUGAGAAUGGUAUACCGUCACCGCAAAGACAUUCUGAUGGUUACGACAGCACUUAAUCACCUGAACACCUUCACAGAUUUAAAAGAAAACUUCACAUUAAUAUAAUCUAAAUUUUUAUACCCUGUGCUUUUGCUUAUCUGUAUACUUUAUGUAUGUUCUGAGUAAAGCCAGGAAGCAAUUAUAAAACUGGCAGUUUGUGAAUUAUACAUAGAUGCAAAUAAAGGUAUGAUGAAUAAAUAUUAGACAAUAUUAAAUUAUAAAAGCUAUCGAUGUUUUAAAACAUUAUCGAUCGGUCAUUUGCUUACACCCUAAUGUUUCGACAUUUAUUCGAUCAAGUUUUCAUAAUAUACUUGUUAUGAGGGUGGCAAAAUACUAAGAAAUCAACAUAGCUAGAAACACAUAUCAACAAAAUAAUUUUUGUCUUUAUCCUCGUCAACAUAAUGUAACAGGGCAUGCGGGUGUAUUUUAUGAAUUUACUUUAUUAUCAAACAUAAAAAAAAGUUUCAAAUUAUGUAAAGCAAUAAAGAAUAUAAUAGAUACAAUGAAUCCAAUAUGUCUAGUUUGGUAGCAUUUGUACAAAACCAAAUUCAUAAUGUUCGGCAUAAUCAUAUAUGAGUCAGAUUUAAUAUGUGUAUAUAUAAUGCAAAAGUUGUAAACUAUGUAAAGAUGUAAUUUACAGAGUGCAAAGAUUAUUUUAUACAUUGGGUAGCGGAUAGACAUAUAUAUCACAUCGAAAAUUUACAAUCUACUCUGAAUUUGGUUCUUACCUGGAAUGACCCCUUAAGUCGUGUGCAG